Messenger RNA from Bufo gargarizans (Asiatic toad), 3587 nucleotides. RefSeq names its product L-threonine 3-dehydrogenase, mitochondrial-like. The coding region runs from base 1098 to 2222 and encodes 374 amino acids. The transcript has 9 exons. Gene Ontology annotation, biological process: L-threonine catabolic process. NCBI's taxonomy places the organism in Eukaryota, Metazoa, Chordata, Amphibia, Anura, Bufonidae. Gene Ontology annotation, molecular function: L-threonine 3-dehydrogenase activity. The record is from RefSeq and is a predicted model, not a curated record.
UUUAAUGUCAGUCCUAUGUAAAACUGCAGAAUUGUGCAAAACCUACUCAGCUCUGCAACAUCUGUUAAGGGUUACUUGACAUGUACACAUUUUUAUGGUCCCGUUCCUGGUGGCGUGCAUUGGUUGACUGCGGCAUGUGCUGGUCUCGUCGACCCUGGGCAGGUGGAGUUGCCCUUUAACACUGCUCCUCUGUAGAGAAAUUGCCGUCGCAUGGAUGAUUAAUAGUAUAUAAUGGACCCUUCCUAAUGUGAGGUCUUUGUUGGCUUUGGCAUAAGGAGAAGCUCCGACCUCUUAAUGGAUAGACCUGAGAAGAUGAUGGACUGGUUUCAGCUCGGAGGACCAUUGGGUGUAAUGGGAAGGAGAUGGUGAAACCAUCUAUAAAGAGAAUGGAGGUCACCAUUCCUGUUUUACUAGCCGCCAAGGACAUACCAUUCUCCAUCGUCCUGGUCACUCCUAGAAUUUAUAUACUGGUUAUUAGAAGGAGGAAGAGCUUAUAAUAUAUUGGGUCGUCUUCCUCAAAGGGGUUUCCAGUCUUGCUCAAAUCCAAUUACCAUGAAAAUCUCUGCAACUUUCUCAUAGACUUUCUGUUUCAAUUUCUUACGAUUCUCAAGAUCUUUCCCUUGCUGUCCUUUUGUAAAGUUUUUUUUUUUCGGGGGACGCAAGACAGUUCCUAUUCACUCUGGGCAAGCACAGAUGGUGAGGGAUUGGAUCGCUGACUUGCAGAACGUUUGAUUUUGUUUCAUAAUAGGAUGGUGGUGGUCUCCAGCUCAUCUUGUAGACCAUGCGGCCACCUGGAAUGACCCAGUCUAUGGUAUAGUUGGGCACAUUCAGGAUUACGUGAGCUCCUGCAUACUGCCUUUCUCUUGCCACGCUAGCAACUUGAAAGCAAAAAGGGGGGGCUUCCUAACCCACGCGUUAACCCUUCAGCUGCCUGCCUUCCACACACAUGCCGUAGACCCCCUCGCUCUGCAAACCUAACGUGACCAACAAACCGAAAAUAAUCAGAUGGAUUCCAUCCCUAGGACUCGAGGACAUUAUGCUCAUGACUUCCUUGGCAGAGUUAUCAAAAUUUGCUAAAUCCACUCCUAAUGUAAGGAAUGCCUGUUGUACGGACGUUAACGAGGACGAUCAAGCAGGUGCUGCAGAGCCCUGUCUGCGGAUGUCAGACUGUCACCUCUGUUCGUUUCAUUGGCUUUUCACCCCGCCAGGUGACGUCAGAUGCCAGCUUCCACUCUGUGUCCUUCUCGGAGACUGACCACCCUCGGGUGCUGAUCACUGGAGGAUUAGGUCAACUGGGAGUUGGACUUGCAAAGCUAUUGAGGAAACGUUUCGGCAACAAUAAUGUGAUCCUCUCUGACAUCCGAAAACCUCCGGACAAUGUGUUUUAUAGCGGACCUUUCAUUUACUCCGACAUCUUGGACUAUAAAAACCUCCGUGAGAUAGUGGUGAACAAUCGGAUAACCUGGUUAAUACACUACAGCGCCCUGCUCAGCGCCGUUGGCGAAGCAAACGUUCCUUUGGCCAGGGCGGUCAAUAUAACCGGUCUGCACAAUAUUCUGGACAUAGCUGCAGAACACGGUCUACGCCUGUUUGUGCCCAGCACCAUUGGGGCAUUUGGACCAACCUCGCCCAGAAACCCAACGCCUGACCUGUGUAUACAGAGACCAAAGACCAUCUACGGGGUCUCAAAAGUCCAUGCGGAGUUAAUGGGAGAGUACUACAACUAUCGGUACGGCCUGGACUUCCGAUGUCUCAGGUAUCCUGGCAUUAUUUCUGCUGAUUCCCAACCUGGAGGAGGAACGACUGACUAUGCUGUCCAGAUAUUCCAUGAUGCCAUCAAGAAUGGCAGAUUUGUCUGCAACUUGAAACCGGACACCCGCCUGCCAAUGAUGUACAUUGACGACUGUCUGAGGGCAACGAUGGAGGUGCUGGAGGCCCCUGCAGAGUCCCUCACAAUGAGGACAUACAACAUCAACGCCAUGAGCUUCAACCCUGAAGAGCUGGCCCAAGAAGUGAGGAAACAUCUGCCAGAGCUUGAGGUCGUUUACAAUAUGGAUGCGGUCCGACAAGCCAUUGCUGAUAGCUGGCCAAUGAACUUUGACGAUAGCAACGCUCGCAAGGACUGGGGCUGGAAACACGAAUACGACCUACCAGAACUGGUGACCACCAUGCUUGGCUACUUGAGCCCUGAAAGUCUCAAUGCUCAGGCCCAAGCCAGCUAAUCGAAACCUCGGGAGUCACCCAGUCACCAGGCUACUUCUAUCAUUGUAGUGUCAUACACUCUGGUAUAUGAUGCCGACACAUGUGUUCAUGACUCUCAACAUCUACUGUCACCAGUGGAGGGAAACUAAUAUUCUCAAUCGUUGUAAGUCUUGCCACGAGGCCAGUAUAUGGAUCUAUGUUUUAUUACUUGAAGUUGUGUUUUGGGGGUCAUUGUCACCUUCUUGGUUUAUUCUCUUGGGUGGCUGGAGGUUACUUACUGCAGAGCUUCAGAAACCAGGUGCUAAACUGUAAUAUAUGUAGUUAUAUUGUAUCCAUGUCCAUAGAUCUGUGGCAUUUAAGGUAUAGUCUGCCGAAAACAAGCCAGUCGAAGCAAUGGGAGCAAGAGGCCCAAAGUUGCCCAGAAUCAAAGGGUUCCAGAAAUGGGGAGAUGACCAAAGCUCUCCAUUAAAGAGGUAUUCACAUGUCAGACACUGAUGGUGCUGGGAUAGGGCAUCAAUAUCUGCAAUGUGAAUCCCCUUUAGGAGCUUUGGGACCCCUCUGGACAUUUGUUCUGUUCUGUUUUUUUGUGGGGGUAGGGUGUUUCAUUGACUUUUCAUUAAUUGCUAUUAUUGGAAGGCCCUUCUACCUCUCAGUGGAUAGAUUAGAAGCGACUGGAAUGCUAUUUUCCUUAUACAGAUUUCCUAAUCCCCCGUAAAGUCAUGUCGCUAAAUUUAUAAAACCCUGUCCGCCUGUAGCCUCCACUAGGGGGAGCUGAGAAGCUGACAUGUAUAAAAAUUGUAUACAGUGAGCUCCCCCUAGUGGUGGCUGAGGGCAGCAAACUUUCUAACUAUAGAGUCUCAUUUUAAGUGAGUUUGAGGCUAUUAUUUUUAGACUGGAGGUGCUUUGCGCACCUGCGCUAAAUUUAUGGCGCCCUGUUUUUAUAAAAUUUGUUGCACGUGUGAUGUGGUUUCGCCACUGUCAAUGCGUCGGGUGGGGGGGGUUCCCUGGUGUGGAGAUGCAACAUUUUUAAAAGUUGUGGAGUUUUUUUUUUUUUUUUUUUUAACUUUAAGUUAUACUUCAGUAUACAGUGAUCCCUCAAGAUACAAUGGUCUGGUCUUUACUGACCCAUCGUAAGUUGAAACUAGACUCAACAUACAAUAUCUCAGACUCAGACCCAACCAAUCAAGGCCACUUCUCUGGUGAAAUAGCUGGAUUAGUUACUAGUUAGCAGCUGUUCCUGACUGUUACAUGUUAGGACUUGUCUUAUCCGUCUUAGUUAUCUGCUUAUUUUUCCUAAGUCUUUAUUUUCUCUUAUCUUGGAUGACGUUUUAGGGCUUUGGAACCAAUUUUACUCAACUUACAAUGGUUUUAACAUACAAUAUUAA